AUGCGCCUCGCAUACAUUUUUGCUGUGAUGGUUGUAGGUACUCUUCACCACAGCAUCGAUGCCCUUCCUGUUGUGAUUGGGAGCAGAAAGAGUACUGAAAACGGGGCUCUAUCUGAUCCAUUCACUUCAAUUCAUACGGACGACCAGCGCUCGUUGCGUGCUGAAAAUGACCGAGGUGACAUCGAGGAAGAGCGAAUUCUAAGCUGGCCUGAAGUACUGAAGAAGGUGACUGCCGCUGAAGCUGCUAAAAAGAAGGUUCGGGAGGCUACGGCAAAGAUUGAAGACCCCGUCUGGGAGAAGCUGGUUGGAAUUUGA
This is a messenger RNA of Phytophthora infestans T30-4, 315 nucleotides long. RefSeq names its product secreted RxLR effector peptide protein, putative. The record is from RefSeq and is a predicted model, not a curated record. NCBI's taxonomy places the organism in Eukaryota, Oomycota, Peronosporomycetes, Peronosporales, Peronosporaceae. The transcript has a single exon. The coding region runs from base 1 to 315 and encodes 104 amino acids.